CAAGCUUUGACUCGCCAGGUUGUUGUCUUCCUUUAGCUCUAAUUAUCUGUCGCUUCUCCAGUGUUAAUGACAGCACUAAAAUUACAUACAAACCGGUGGAGAUAAAACGGAAUUGACAUUUUAUCCGACACACGAGGAUAUGCCAUCUGACUUUAUAACGUAACUACGAAGUAAGCCUCGUGUGGACAACAAACCGAGUUGUUAGGCAGCUAACGGAGGUUAGCACCGCAAAUCUCCACACCGUGCGCUCUACAUGCUCACUUUCUCUUCCAUUUCGUCUCCGUCUGUUGUCGGCCUUUAGUUUCUGUCGCCAAGUUCAGUCUGUGGUUUCGCCAGGAGAGAAUGAACUGGCUUUUCCCCCUGUCCAAAGGCUCCGGACCUCUGCCUCCUCUGAACAGCUUACAGCAACAAAGACAGCGGCAGAUCGACUCACUCAAAGCCGCUCACCCCAGCCUUGCAGAGAUCCAGAAGGAUGUGGAGUACAGAAUACCAUUCACAGUCAACAACUCCACCAUUAGUGUUAACAUUUUGCUACCUCCUCAGUUCCCUCAGGAGAAGCCGGUGGUUAGUGUCUACCCCCCUGUUGGUCAUCAUUUAGUUGACAGCAAUAAUGGCACCAUGAUCACUAGUCCUCUCAUCACUAAUUUUGGGAUGCACUCAGAUCUGGGUAAGGUCAUUCAGAGUCUGUUGGACGAGUUCUGGAAAAGUCCUCCUGCCUUGAUGUCUACUGCUGGUCCUGCUGGCUUUCCAUACGGUAUGUACAAGCCAUCAGGCAUCGCUCCGUACCCCACUCAGGCUUUCCACUAUGGUCCUCGUCAUGUGGGUCCCGGUCAGACGCCGCCUCCUGGUCCGGGUCCAGCUCCCUCUCCAGCUCCAGCUCCCAUGCCUCACCCAGGGGUCGAUAGUGCCCAUGGACCUCCUCGUGCCCCAGCUCCAUAUGGACUGAUUUCUGACCUGCCGCUGCCUGUCCCUACUGGAGACUCACAGGCUGGACUGAACGGACAUAUGUACAAGAUGCCUGAGAUUCCUGAGUCUUUCCCAGAACUCUGUGACAUGAGCAUGACCCAGCUGUCAGAUAUGUCUGAAAAUGAGGAUGUGCUGCUGCAGUUCUUUGUGAGUUUGCCACAGCUCAAGCAGGUCACAAAUGAUAAAGAAGAGCUGGUCACCAGCAUCGUCGACAUGGCCAAGAAAAAUCUUCAGAUGGAGCCACAGUUGGAAGGAAGAAGACAGGAAAUGCUUUACAAGUACGAACAGCUAACUCAGAUGAAGUCGGCCUUUGAGACAAAGAUGCAGAGACAGCAUGAACUCAGUGAGAGUUGCAGUCUCAGUACUUUACAAGCUCGGUUAAAAGUUGCAGCCCACCAGGCAGAAGAGGAGUCGGAGGAGACGGCUGAAAACUUCCUGGAGGGACGCAUUGACAUAGACGAAUUCCUGUCCAGUUUCAUGGAGAAGAGAACGCUUUGCCACAGCAGAAGGGCCAAAGAGGAGAAGUUGCAACAGUCCAUCAACACACAUGGACAGUUUCCUACCAGCCACUAGAACACAAGGUUUGGUGUUUUCUCAGCCAACUGCUGCCAAUUAAAAGGAUAAAGACAGUAGAGAGGACGAAAAGCACACUGAGUCAACAUUGGGCACUUUGGAGAAAUAGGAAGAUGGUGAUGCAGUGGUGAAGUUAAAAAAAAGAAAAAAUGUGCUCAGAUCUGGGCUAAAAAACUGUUGAAGUUAGAUUGUGUGAAAACAAGAUGGAGAAGCUAUUAAGUCACCACGGUAGGCCAAAACUGGAAAAAUGACUGAAUAGCUGUUCAACCACAUUACUAAGGAAUGAUCACAUUGUGGAUAAGUUUAAUUGCACAUUCUAUUUGUCCAGUUUUGACUCGAUGGUGAUGACAAAGAGUUUUGUUUCUGUCUAAGGAUUUUUGUCACGUUAAGUGCGCCUGAUCAGAGUGGUUGGUGAUGUGAACACUUUUGACAGAAAGUACAAAUGGCUUAGGACAGUAUUCCCAAUCUUACAUUUUUCCAUGCAGUGAUCAAGUACACGUCACUAUAAAUUAACUCUUAAAAUGUUAAUGUCGGUGUCUGUAUUUGCAGUCUCUGAGAUCAUUUCCCAGUUCUUGCUUUAGCAGCCCAGACAGGCCCCAUUCCUACUGGACAGGUAUGAGGAGCAACUUUUGCACGUUAAAUCUCAUGUUUACAUUGGAAAGGUUGUUCUAGCAAUUUACAGAAAUCUCAUUACUGGGGUGUCAUUGGCUCUGUUCUUAGCUGGCAUUGCUGGGUGACCCAAUCACAAGUGGACAAUUUUUAGCUCAGCAGUUCACACGUGGCAUUAGACCGUGUCUGCACAUGCAUCUCGAGUGACCACUUGUGAUCAAAUUUCACUUCCCCGCUCUAAAUGCAAAUAAACACAUACGUCACUUAUGUUUGCAAAGACCAGGUGCGUUGUUGUGUUUUACCGGCGGCAGCAACGUACUUCCUGUGCGUAGUCUGCUGGAAAGUAAAAGAAGAAGAAGAAGAAGAAAUCCAAACAACACAGACUGGGUCUAUUCCUCAGUGUGUUCCAGAUGUUUGACACACUCGUCAUAUAUCACUGUGGGCUUUUUGAAAUUUUCAGAUGUUGCAGACGAAGCCAGCUUACAUGAUUUCCAACUUUUAUCCGUUGUUGAGAGCUGGCUAAGCAGUGUGGCCCAGGACACAUUUGUGUUUCAGACUGGCCCAGUCCACCUCCGAAUGUGGUCUGAGUGUUCGUAUCUCAGAUGGUUCAUCAGAGUGUCUUGGGUGCAUUCACACCUGUACUCACCUGAGAUUCAUGUUAAUGCCACGUCUGAACAGGGCCAUUGUCAGUCUUUCCACAGCAAUCCUGUUGUAAUAGAACAAAACAAAUUUGGGAUUUACCAGUGAAAAAAAGAAGCAGUGAAGGGGCCGUGUGUUUUACUCGGGCUGUUACAAUUUCAAAUGUGCAUUUUAACUGCGGAAAGCAGUUGAUUAUUUAUUACAUUGUUUCCCUUCCCCGUUGAGCAAUUUCUUAAACACAUCCUAAAUAUCAGUGUGUUUGCACAAACAUGAGUAAUUCGAUUAAACACGUUAAGGAAGCCAGACUCUGAAAACACCAUAUUGAUUGAUCUACUGUACAUUGUUACAAAUUAGUUUCAAAGUCACCAUAAACCAAAUAUCAUGUAACAGGUGUUUUUUUUUUUUUCUUUUAAUCACCAAUGAACACAGAUUAUUUCAUUGACCAGUAUAACAAAUUAUAUUAAGUCAGCUUAAGGGGAAGUCAGAGUACUGUAAACCAUGUAAAUGGCUUAAUCACACUAUGACCUUAAUUCCAUCCUUUUUACAAUAAUCAAAUUAUUUGUGUAUCUGUAAACACACUGAUGGCCAUGUUCUGCUGGUGAGCACCAUUAUAAUAACCAGACUAUUUUAUUACACCUUUUGGACUUGAAAUGUUUGAUGAAGAGCCUCUGACGUUUUGGGAUAAUGUUGAGGAGUAUUAGGUUAAUUGCUGCAGUAAAACUCAAUGACAUUGGAUACUGUAUUUAAAUAAUGUUAAUAAUAGGCUAUAUUGUAAUCAAAGACUCAGACACCUUGUAUUAUAUGUUCUUAUUUAAUUUGUUAGAGUAAUAAAGCAUUUAGAAUAAA
This is a messenger RNA of Toxotes jaculatrix (banded archerfish), 3633 nucleotides long. RefSeq names its product VPS37A subunit of ESCRT-I (gene vps37a). NCBI's taxonomy places the organism in Eukaryota, Metazoa, Chordata, Actinopteri, Toxotidae. The coding region runs from base 343 to 1539 and encodes 398 amino acids. Gene Ontology annotation, biological process: protein targeting to membrane; ubiquitin-dependent protein catabolic process via the multivesicular body sorting pathway; protein targeting to vacuole. Gene Ontology annotation, cellular component: ESCRT I complex. The record is from RefSeq and is a predicted model, not a curated record. The transcript is spliced from 12 exons.